Messenger RNA from Plasmodium vivax (malaria parasite P. vivax), 2673 nucleotides. RefSeq lists its product as hypothetical. Gene Ontology annotation, biological process: rRNA processing. The transcript has a single exon. The record is from RefSeq and is a predicted model, not a curated record. Gene Ontology annotation, cellular component: preribosome, small subunit precursor. The coding region runs from base 1 to 2673 and encodes 890 amino acids. NCBI's taxonomy places the organism in Eukaryota, Apicomplexa, Aconoidasida, Haemosporida, Plasmodiidae.
AUGGAAGAAAAAAAAAAAAAAGGGAAAAAAACGGAGAAGUCAAAAAUUGAGCUUCUAUUUGUUGACUUAUGCCACGUGAAUAAAGAGAAAAGGGACACGGGAAUAAAGGCCCUGACUGAUUAUAUAAAAAAAAAAAAGGUACCCCUGGAUGGGCAACAUUUGGCCUACAUUUGCAAAGGGCUUUUUUACUAUUACUGGCUAUGUUACUCAUUGGAAGAGCAAAAAACAGCGGCUUGCAAAAUAAGCAAAAUAUUAAGAAACAUUGAUGAGGUGGAUGACAGUGAGGAGAAAAAAAGCGUCUUCCUAUUUUUGCAAAGCUUUUUAAUGGUCAUGUCUAGUAAGUAUGAUUCUCUGGACCUUUACCGCCUGAACAAGUUUUUAUUUCUCUUCAGAGUUUUCCAGGCAGAGUUCCUCCUCUUCCUACACCGGCACUCAUGGCGGAGUUACUACAUCAGGAGGUAUAAUCAAAUAAUGGUGCGCAUGUUUGACGAUACAAAUGACGUUUACUACAAUCACAUUGAUACCUUUUUUAAAGAAUUUUUUGGAAACCAAUUUUAUUUAAAGGCUAAGGAUCAAAAUGAAAAGGUUCACAUAAAGAACUUUCUCCUGCUGAUGGAUUUUUUCUUUAAAAUUAUUUGCAAGACGGAAAAGAAACACAUAAUCGAUGUGAUUAGGAAUAAAAUAUUCUCCGUCAUUUUGAAGUUAAAUGUAGGGAAGAGCCUGCUGGAGAAGAGAGUCCGCAGGUACCUUAGCAAGUGUAAAAAUUCCUAUGCUGCGAAAACCCUCAGGGGGUUUUACAACUCCCUUGUUGCGGGCGGCGCGCAGAAGGGGGGGGACAGCCAGGCGGGGAACGAGGCGGGCAGAACGGCUGGCAAAAAGGCUGCAUCGCAAAAGACCCCCAUUUUUGUGGAAAACUUCGAGGCCCCGGGGGAGCACAAUGGUUCCGCCCCCGCGUCUGACUCAGUCCCCGCUUCUAACUCCGUCCCCGCGUCCGACUCUAUCCCCGCUUCUGACUCUGCCCCGUCCACGGAGGAACAGCAGAUCUCUCGAAAUAAAGGAGGCUCCGAUUUGACCCCCCCUGGGGAUGGCGCAGCGGGUGGAGAGAAACAGUUGGACGGUGCGCUUAGCUCCAAAAAGAGGUCCAAGGGGGACCGUGCGUCGAACGAGUUCAGCCGCCUGAGGUCGAUCAUCGAGGAGGGGGAGGACCUGGGCAGCGACGUUGGAAGUGAUUUCGGAAGCGACAUGGGAAGUGAUAUCGGAAGUGAUAUAGGAAGCGAUAUAGGAAGUCACAUGGGGCUUGACCUGAAUGGCGACUCGGGGAGGGGGAAGAAGAAGGCCCCGAAGCGAACGGGAGAAGAGAAGGAUACCCCCGACGGUAAAAAAAAGAAGAAAAAGAAAAAAAAAUCCAGCUUGCAGGAAGGGAUGAGCACGGAGGACAAUUUGGCGGGCCAAGUGGAGCCGUCCUCCAAGAAGCACCAAAAAGAAAUGGAAAAAAAAAAAAAAAAAAAACAGAACCAAGCCGACUGCGAUGGUAAUAACAAACGCGAGGACGAUGGUAGAAGCAUAGGCGAGUGCGAUGGUAGAAACAAAGGCGAGUGCGAUGGUAGAAGCAAAGGCCAAUGCAGCAACGGAGUAGGAGGCAGUACACACGAGGGCAAACGCGCAAGCAGCUCGAGCGACGGGGAGGCCGAACACAAACUCAGCAUCAUAGACUUUAUCCACAAAAGCAAGCGAGGCUUUUCGGGGAGCAUUAUUAUCGAAAACAAGGGGAAGACGGAUUUGCCCAUCUACUCCAUUGACAAGUCGGAUCUGCGGGGCGGGUGCAUUCAGAAGAGGAAGCUAAAAGUGAACAAGCUGCUGAAGAAGAAAAACGGCGUCGGCUCCGCGGGGAGCGGUGGCAGUGGCGGGAGCGGCAGCAGUAGCGGCGGUCGAAUUUGCCAAGCACACGAGUGCUACACCCUGCUGGCGGACGACGACGAGGGGGAGGAUCUUUGUCUACGACUCGGAGAUGCGGACGGGGGCGAUGCCGCUGCAGAGGGGGAUCUCAAAAAUGUGUACAUAGGAAUGGCAAAAAAGAAAGUAAUAAAGACCAAGGGGGAGAAGGCGAAAAAGGGGAAACAAAUGGGGAAAUUGGCCGAGCAGGGAAAGGUGACGAAGCUGGCCAAGCAGGGAAAAGUGAUGAAGCUGGCCAAGCAGGGAAAAGUGAUCAGUCUGGCCAAACCGGGAAAAGUGAUCAGUCUGGCGAAGCAAGGCAAAAUGGUGAGGCUGGCGAAACAGAGCAAGUUGGCCAAGCUGGCGAAGCAAAAUAAAAUGGCAAAACUGGCGAAGCAAAAUAAAAUGGCAAAACUGGCGAAGCAAAACAGAAAGUCAAAAUUGGAAAAAACAAUUCCUGUGAUGAUAGGCCAAGGAGGCGAAGACAAAAGCAAAAGCGCACUCAGCAACGGCGUAGCCACCGAUGCGAAAGAGCAAAACGGGGAAAAGAGAAAAAAUGGCACGGUCAAGAAAACCAUUUUGAAAAAAGGAAAAACCAAGUCACACGUAACAAAAAAAGUUCAUUUCAACCUGAACAAAAAUACCAUCGAGUACAUCCCGCGCAUAAAGAAGAAAAACGUCAACUCGUAUUUCUUUCUCGACAAUUUUCGCAACUUGAUUAACGUCCCCGCGUUUUUGUAG